This is a messenger RNA of Boleophthalmus pectinirostris (great blue-spotted mudskipper), 2090 nucleotides long. Its product is annotated as cytochrome P450 2K1-like. Gene Ontology annotation, molecular function: iron ion binding; oxidoreductase activity, acting on paired donors, with incorporation or reduction of molecular oxygen, reduced flavin or flavoprotein as one donor, and incorporation of one atom of oxygen; heme binding. Lineage: Eukaryota; Metazoa; Chordata; Actinopteri; Gobiiformes; Gobiidae. Bases 481 to 1326 code for a protein of 281 amino acids. The transcript is spliced from 5 exons. Gene Ontology annotation, cellular component: cytoplasm; intracellular membrane-bounded organelle. The record is from RefSeq and is a predicted model, not a curated record. Gene Ontology annotation, biological process: xenobiotic metabolic process.
AAAAACAGAUUUCACAAAAAAAUACAAAUUGAGCAUUAAGCCCUGCAGUCUGAACUUAGACUUUGACUUUCUUUGGAAUACUGUGGCUCCUUCCUCUGUUGUCACUGCUGUGAGCCUUGGCAUUUUGGUCUUAAAAUGUUUGUAUUAACCUGCGACACAUGAUCCUAUUUCGCUAUUUUGUCCCGCAAAAAAUCGUAUUAUAAUAUAGAGUCUGGCUCUGAAUUAUACGUAUUAUGCUGAAUAACUCUAAAUGUAUUAAUUCCAUGACUAUUAUCUCUGGUGCUUAACUCUGUGCACUAAUAAAUAGAUAAUGGUUUAUGUUUUAUAUUUGUUUUUACAUUUAACUGUCUCCAUCUAAGUCUUACCCUCUUUCUUAUAUCAAUUUCUUAAGACCACUAAAAUGAGUAUCGCUUUUGGCAUUUUGGUUUUGUAAAAGUAGCUGACUGGAGGAAAAAGGUUGGAGCCCUUUAGAUUGACUAAAUGUGUUUUGUGCAGAUCUAUAACCUGUUCCCGUGGCUCGGGCGCCUGGUGCCGAACAGGAAUGAAGUUAUAAAAAACAAGAAGAAAGCUGAAGAACAGAAUCGAAGGUUUUUUCAGAAACUGAGAGAGACUCUGAACCCACAGAUGUGCAGAGGCUUAGUGGACGCCUUCAUGCUGACUCAGGAAAAGGAGAGCGCCAUUCCUAACUCUCCGUACCAUGAGGAGAACCUGGUCCAGACGGUUCUGCAGAUGUUUGCAGCAGGAACCGAGAGCACGGCUGCGACUCUGAGAUGGGCCUUUCUGCUCAUGGCCAAGUUCCCACACGUCCAGGACCAGGUUCGUGAGGAGAUCUUCAGGGUGAUCGGAAGUCGCCAGGUCCAGACGGAGGACAGAAGAGACCUGCCCUUCACAGACGCCGUGAUCCACGAGACGCAGAGGUUCGGGAACAUCGCUCCAGUGUCCCUGCCCCACAAAACCAGCCGAGACAUCACCUUCCAGGGACACUUCAUCAAAAAGGGCACUCAGGUGUGGCUGCUCCUCACCUCUGUGCACUUUGACGAGAGCGAAUGGGAAAAGCCUCACAGUUUCUAUCCGGCUCACUUCCUCCACAAAGACGGAACGUUCAGGAAGAGAGACGCCUUCAUGCCCUUCUCUGCAGGUCGUAGGAUUUGUCUGGGAGAGUCUUUGGCUCGGAUGGAGUUGUUCAUUUUCUUUGUGACGUUGAUGCAGAGUUUCCGCUUCACUGCGCCCCCUGGUGUUCGCGAGGAGGACCUGGACCUGAGAGCUCGGGUCGGCCUCGCGCUGAACCCUACGCCGCACAAACUCUGCGUCGUGUCCUGCGCCUAAACACCCUCCAGACCUUUGAAAGACGAGCUGUUUGCUUUUCUGGAGUUGAUGGGGGCAGGAGAAGUUUUUCCUUUUAAUUCCACUGAACUUUGCAAUGAAAUAUCAGAAAAGUAAAGGUGCGUUCUUUUAUCCAUCCAUCUCCAACUCGGAUCUCGGAAACGACGUCAUGUCUGCGCUUCAACUGGUUUAUUAUAUUUAUUAUGUUUUCGUGGACGCCAAACCAGAAAGCUUUUGUUGCUUUAGGAUCGGCCGAGUAUCAGGCCCCAAAAUAAAUCUGUACUUCAAAUACACAACUGAAGAAGAAUUCAGUAUAAACAGAAUAAUUUAAUAUAAACAGAAUAAUUUAGUAUAAACAGAAUAAUUCAGUAUAAACAGAAUAGUUCAGUAUAACAGAACAAUUCAGUAUAAACAAAAUUCAGUUCUUACAUCUCUGGUCGUGCAGAGUCCAUAAAAAGUUAAAUAAAACCAAAUCAAAUACAAACAAACACGCGCCGAACAUUCAAACCUUUAAAUUGUCAUUUAAACCACCAAACCUCCAAACACAAUGAAAACAGUUCAUACUAAACACGUCGUCGUGGAUUCUGUCUGGGAAUCCUGGCUCUGAGUUCUUCCCAGUUUCUCUGUCUGAGGAAAAGGACGUGUCCCAAAGCAACAUCCUCGGAUUUCUGAGUCGGACGGAUAAACAAACGCACCAUAAAUCAGUAGUUACAUUUAACAGUGGCACAAUUUUCUAUAAAUUCACAAAAUAAAGCUGUUGUCAUUUA